UCACUCCAGGUUGAGGGGUCUGCAGUCGCGGGACGUCGCAGGGCGUGUUCUUGGCUGUGUCCGACCUUGACGCUGCUGCUCUGUGCUAAGCGACCAUGUCCAUGGCGGCACUUCUGCGAGGCGGUGCCCGGGGCUGCGGCCCCCUCGGUCGGAUGUUGUUGCAGGAAAUAAGAUAUACGGAGCGAAGUUUUGCAUCAAAACCCACUAUGAAUGAAGUGGUCAUAGUAAGUGCUAUGAGAACACCCAUUGGAUCCUUUCUAGGCAGCCUUUCCUCACUGCCAGCCACUAAACUUGGUUCCAUUGCAAUCCAUGGAGCCAUUGAGAAGGCAGGGAUUCCCAAAGAGGAAAUAAAAGAAGCGUACAUGGGCAAUGUUCUACAAGGAGGCGAAGGACAAGCCCCUACAAGGCAAGCCGUCCUGGGUGCAGGCUUACCAAUUUCGACUCCAUGUACCACCAUAAACAAAGUCUGUGCUUCAGGGAUGAAAGCCAUCAUGAUGGCCUCUCAGAAUCUUAUGUGUGGACAUCAGGACGUGAUGGUGGCAGGUGGGAUGGAGAGCAUGUCCAAUGUCCCAUAUGUAAUGAGCAGAGGAGCAACACCAUAUGGUGGGAUAAAGCUUGAAGACUUAAUCGUAAAAGAUGGACUAACUGAUGUCUACAAUAAAAUUCAUAUGGGCAACUGUGCUGAGAACACAGCCAAGAAGCUGAAUAUUGCACGAGAUGAACAGGAUACCUACGCUAUCAACUCUUAUACCAGAAGUAAAGCAGCAUGGGAAGCUGGGAAAUUUGGAAAUGAAGUUAUUCCUGUCACGAUUGCAGUGAAAGGUAAACCAGAUGUAGUGGUGAAAGAAGAUGAAGAAUACAAACGUGUCGAUUUUAGUAAAGUUCCAAAGCUGAAGACCGUUUUCCAGAAAGAAAAUGGCACAGUAACAGCUGCCAACGCCAGCACGCUGAAUGAUGGAGCAGCUGCUGUGGUUCUGAUGACCGCAGAUGCAGCCAAGAGGCUCAAUGUUAAGCCCUUGGCAAGAAUUGCAGCAUUUGCUGAUGCUGCUGUAGAGCCUAUUGAUUUUCCAAUUGCACCUGCGUAUGCCGUACCUAAGUUGCUAAGGGGUGCAGGGUUAAAAAAAGAAGACAUUGCCAUGUGGGAAGUAAAUGAAGCCUUCAGUCUGGUUGUGCUAGCAAACAUUAAAAUGCUAGAGAUUGAUCCUCAGAAAGUGAAUAUUGAUGGAGGAGCUGUUUCCCUAGGGCAUCCAAUUGGGAUGUCUGGAGCCAGGAUUGUUGUUCAUUUGGCCCACACUUUGAAGCAAGGGGAAUAUGGUCUUGCCAGUAUUUGCAAUGGAGGAGGAGGAGCAUCUGCUAUGCUGAUUCAGAAGCUAUAGACAAUCUGUGUUGUUGAAGGAAGCAACCCUGUGUCCAGUCCUACUGAAAUCAGUGUGACUACCCUGGGUCAGCUUAUACUUAAAAUAAGCUACUUCAUUUUAUUAUUACUUUCUAUUUUAACUUUUUGUAAUAAGAUAUAAAUGUUCAAGUCUCAGAAGCUUUGAAAUUA
Molecule: messenger RNA, 1546 nt
Organism: Tupaia belangeri chinensis (Chinese tree shrew)
Lineage: Eukaryota; Metazoa; Chordata; Mammalia; Scandentia; Tupaiidae
Gene: ACAT1
Product: acetyl-CoA acetyltransferase 1
Exons: 13
Coding region: 96-1376 (426 amino acids)
Biological process (GO): fatty acid beta-oxidation
Cellular component (GO): mitochondrion
Molecular function (GO): acetyl-CoA C-acetyltransferase activity
Source: RefSeq, a predicted model, not a curated record